AGGGAUGGGCGAAUGAAUAUCUAGAAGCGCGAAACAAACCAUUGGGCCCAACGCAUCGUGCGUUGGAGGGCCCUAAAAGGCGCGUGCUCGGCUAGCAGCGCGAGGAGCAAUGGAGGUGGACCUCACAGGCGCAGAAGGGGACGACGGGGGCGAGGCGGGGGAGGCGGGGCAGCUGGCGAACACGCUGGAGGAGGUGGAGGCGGAGUUGGCUGAGGUCAAGUCGCAGCUGGAGUACCUCAUGCAGCGGCAGGACCAGCUGCGCGGCCGGCGCGAGCAGCUGCUGCGCCGCAUUGAGCAGGAGCGCCGCGCGCCAAAGGCGGACUGGCAGCAGCGGACCGGCUUUGCCUGGAGCGACCAAAUGGAUUCCACGUUGCGGGACGUGUUCGGACUACAUGACUACAGGCCUCUGCAGCGCGAGGUGAUGAACGCCUCGAUGCAGGGCCGCGACGUGCUGUGCCUGCUUCCCUCGGGCGGCGGCAAGAGCCUGUGCUACCAGCUGCCGGCGCUGCUGCGGCCGGGCCUGACGCUGGUAGUCAGUCCGCUGCUGGCGCUCAUUCAGGACCAGGUGCUGUCGCUGCGCGCGCUGAGCAUUGACGGCGCCUGCCUGACCAGCCUCAGCAGCAAGGAGGACGUGGCGGACGUGUACAGCAGGAUGGACCGCGGGCAGCUCAAGCUGCUGUACGUCACACCCGAGAAGAUUGUGUCGUCCAAGCGCUUCAUGAGCAAGCUCGAAAAGGCGCACCAGGCGGGCCGGCUGGACCGCAUCGCGAUCGACGAGGCGCACUGCGCCAGCCAGUGGGGUAACGACUUCCGACCGGACUACAAGAAGCUGGGUAUCCUCAAGCAGCAGUUCCCGCAGGUGCCCAUCCUGGCGCUCACAGCCACGGCCACACACCAGGUGUGUGAGGACCUCAAAGCCAUCCUGCGCAUCCAGGGCUGUGAAUUCUUCCGCGCCUCAGUCAACCGGCCUAACCUAUUCUAUGAGGUGCGGCCCAAGCCCGCGGCGGCGGCGGACAUGACUGCGGCCAUCGUGGCGUGGAUCCGGGAGCACUACCCGCGCGGCGAGUCCGGCAUCGUGUACUGUCUCACGCGCAAGGACUGUGAGGCCCUGGCGGCGGACCUGGCGGCGGCGGGGAUACGCGCGCGCCACUACCAUGCAGACAUGGAGCCGGGGCCGCGAGAGGCGGCGCACACGGCGUGGAGUGCGGGGCGGGUGCAGGUCAUGGUGGCCACCAUCGCCUUCGGCAUGGGCAUCAACAAGCCGGACGUGCGCUUCGUGAUCCACCACUCGCUCAGCAAGAGCGUGGAGAACUACUACCAGGAGUCGGGGCGAGCCGGGCGCGAUGGACUGCCGGCGCGGUGCCUGCUCUUCUACAGGUUCUCGGACGCGCUGCGGCAGGCCGCGAUCGUGUGUGUGGACCCCACCUGGCAGCCCAACCUCACAGCCAUGAUGCGCUACGCCUCCGCCGCGCCCAGCGCCCCAGCAGCCGCUGCGGCCGCCGGCAAAGGCGCGUCCGGAGCCUCGGGAGCAGGCGGCGGCGGCGGGCACCUGCAUCAGGCGGGCUGUCGGCGUGCGCUCAUUCACCGGCACUUUGCGGAGGCGCCCAGCGACUGCCGCGGCAUGUGCGACAACUGCUGCGCCGCCGCCGCCGUGGGGCCAGCCGGCGCGCCGCCGCCGCGCGAUCUGACGCAGCACGCCGUCGCCAUCCUGGCCAUACUGCGGCAGCAGCAGGCCAAGGAGAAGAAGGCCACGCUGCUGCAGCUGGUGGAGCUGUGGCGCAAGGAGCCGGGGCCGCUGGGCAAGGAGGCCAAGGCGCUCAGCAGGGACGACAACGAGGCGGUAGUGGCGGCGCUGGUGUACGAGGGGCUGUUGGAGUUCGAGUUCGGCUUCACAGCCUACGCCACCAACACCUACCUCAGGCCCUCCGGCCGCGGCAUCCACCUGCUUGAGACCGCGGGGGCGGCUGGAGGAGCCGCAGCCAGCGGCGCCAUCCCGCAGCACCUGCGGCUGCUGCUGCCUGCCUCGGCCCUGUCAGCCGCGGCAGGGGCAAGCCCCGGUCCCGGGUCCGCAAAGAAGGGCGGCGGCAAGGCCGCCGCGGCAGCGGCAGCGGCAGCGGCAGUUGCCGCCGCCGCAGCAGGCCCCAGCUCCGGUGGUGGCGGCGGCGGUGCAUACGGAGACGAGAACACGGAGGGGCCCGCGGCAGCGAGGUCGAGGGCCGCUGUGGAGGCGUGGCGCGCGUACCGUGCCCGUGUCAUGCGUGUGUUCCCGCACUCGGUCCUGUCGAGCGAGCAGCUGUCGGCGCUGGUGGCCCUGGCACAGCAGCAGCAGCAGCCGGUGGCGGAGUCGGCACUGCGCGAGGCAGUGGGCGUGCGCAGGCACGAGCUGUACGGCCCGGAGCUGGUGGAGGUGCUGGCGGGCCGCUUCGUAGUGCCGCCAGAGGCCGAGGCGGAGGCGGAGGCGGAGGCCGAGGCCCAAGGGCUGGCCCGCGCGGCAGCAGGUGCAGGCGGAGAUGCAGGCGGAGGCCGGGGCGCGCCUGGCAGCGCGGCGGCGGGGCCGCCAGCGCCCAAGCAGCGGCCCACAUCCGGGGCACCAUCGGGUGGCGGCGGCGGCGAUGACGAGGACGAGGUGGUUGUGGUGUCGGAUGAUUCGGAUGACGUGGAGCUGCAGGGGCCGGGGGCGGGGCCGGUCGUCACGGGCGCGGUAGCUGCCGCGAAGGCGCCGCCGAAGGCUGGCGCCGCCGCGGCAGCGGGGCCGCGGCCGGUUCGGCAAGCUGCGCGGCCGCCGUCUGGGUCUGGUCGCGCAGCCGGGGCUGCGGCCGCGGAGGACGAAGGGGGCGGCGAUGAGUCGGACGGCUACGAUGACGACGACGGUGAUGACUUCGUGGCGGAUGAGGAUGAGGAUGAGGAUGAGGAUGGGGGCGAGCCGCUGAACAAGCGGCGGCGGCGGUGACGGUGCGGCAGCAGCCGCGUUGUUAGUAAGGCAUGGAUCAUGGGGUCGACAGGGGGCGCUGGACCGGGACCCGGAACACCUUGCAUGUAAUUGAUUGCCGCAUUGGCAUGGGGCAAGUAGUAGGCCCUGCCGUUUGAAGCCUGCCGUUGAUGAUGACUGGGUGCUGGCACAGGGGCACUGCAGGAGCGAAGGUGCGGGGUGUGCGGCCCAUUGCCAUCACGCGCACGCAUGGCGGGCAUAUCGCUAGGUGACUGCCUAAGAGGCGGGGGCUGCGGGGCAUGCAUGGUGACUGAGGGGGUUGCCGCUGGGGUUGCCGAUGCGUAGUGCCUUAGCGGAUGUUAGACUGCGAGCACGAUAGGAACUUACUGGCGGCUGGGGCCGGUUACGAGGUCAAGCGGCUGUGAUGGUGGCAAACUCGUCACUGCAAGCCUUUAACGGCGCUGCACUGACGGUGAUGUGAACGUGGUGGUCUUGCACGGUUCCCUACCUCUUCUACUGCACGUCUUGCAGAUUUAGAGAAGGCUCAGAACUGCUCAGAUUAGGGCUGGAGUGCACGCAUACGCGCAUUUGGACUGAGAAAGUGGCCCAAACUACUAAGGCACGCACGCCUCAGCCGUCACAUCAUGCAUAGAAAUGUAAGGUCG
This is a messenger RNA of Chlamydomonas reinhardtii, 3594 nucleotides long. RefSeq lists its product as uncharacterized. Gene Ontology annotation, cellular component: cytoplasm; mediator complex; chromosome. Bases 110 to 2950 code for a protein of 946 amino acids. The record is from RefSeq and is a predicted model, not a curated record. The transcript is spliced from 17 exons. Gene Ontology annotation, molecular function: ATP binding; nucleic acid binding; four-way junction helicase activity. NCBI's taxonomy places the organism in Eukaryota, Viridiplantae, Chlorophyta, Chlorophyceae, Chlamydomonadales, Chlamydomonadaceae. Gene Ontology annotation, biological process: double-strand break repair via homologous recombination.